Molecule: messenger RNA, 474 nt
Organism: Cyphellophora europaea CBS 101466
Lineage: Eukaryota; Fungi; Ascomycota; Eurotiomycetes; Chaetothyriales; Cyphellophoraceae
Exons: 1
Coding region: 1-474 (157 amino acids)
Molecular function (GO): hydrolase activity
Source: RefSeq, a predicted model, not a curated record
AUGCACUCAAGAACGUGGUUGCAGGGUCGGUUGAAUUUAGCUUCGACGGCAGCCAAGUGCUGUGGAGGGGCGGAUCGAGGGCUGGGGGCGUCAUUGCUGCCUCACUUGCACAGCAAGCGCGAGGUACCGGGAUCCCAAUCGGAGGAGUGUUCCUCAAUGUGUCCAUCACCUGCGACCCACGACACUUCCCCGCUGAUAACUUUGUAUUCACCUCAGUGCUUCGGCACUCUGCUUGGUGGCGGCGUGAUGAGGCAGAUAUGGGAGCUCGUCGUGCCGAAAGACGAGGGAAGGAGCCCACAGAUAUCCCCACUGCUGAACGAUCUGAGCGACCUACCUCCCCAUGCGAUCUUUGUGGCAGGCCAAGAUCCGCUUAGGGAUGAGGGAGCUGCGUACGCCGGGAAGCUGGAGGCCAGCGGCGUGAAGACAUCAUUGCCAAUCUACCAAGGAGUUCCUCAUACCUUCGGCGAGUUUUAG